UCAGUGUAUAGUUUAGUACUUAGGUAACUAUUUAGUUCCUUUAGAAACCAUUAGCAAACAUUGUUGUGAAAUGGAGUUGAAUCUGAUCUACAACCCAGAUUUAUUUGUUCUAGAUGAAAAAUAUUUAUUUAAUCUAAUGACAAUCAGAAGAGCAUUUUCCAAAGCUUAUGCAUCAUACAGACAGGCCAUGGAUGAUGCAUUUAGUCGUAAAUAUCUGUUUUACACCAAUGUUUUGCUAUCAACUGGUAUAUCUACUAUGGGAGAUUUAAUGGAGCAAAAUUAUGAGAUUCACACUAAAGAAAUUGAAAAGAUUGAUUUAGGGCGCACAUCUCAUAUGGCACUGUCAGGAGGUACUGCAGGCAUUAUUUGCCACCAUUGGUAUAAAGUACUCGAUAGAUUUAUAAUUGGCAGAUCUUUAGGUGAAAUGCAUACACUAAUUAUGUCUUGGAGAAAGUUAACAUCUAAUGUAAAAAACUGGGGAUACCUAAAGCGUGUAAGAAGAGUAGUUAAGGUGGCCUUUACUGACAAAUAUUUAUUAUAUACCAAUGUUACCAUUUCUGUCAGCCUGUCAGCAUUAGGAGAUUCAUUAGAACAAUCUUAUGAACUAUAUGUAAAAGAGCAGAAAGAGUAUGAUGCAAAAAGGACAUUAAAUAUGGCUUUCUCUGGCUCAGCAGUGGGGGUUCUAUGUCAUUAUUGGUAUAAAAUAUUAGAUAAAUUCAUUGUUGGCAAAACAGCCGACAUGGUUAUAAAGAAAUUAUUACUAGAUCAAUUAAUAUUUUCACCCAUUAUGAUUAUGACGUUUUUUGGGAGUCUAGCAUUGCUCGAAGAUAACCCAUUACAAAAUUUCAAAGAGGAAGUGAGGGACAAAUUUCUCACACUUUAUACUGCAGAGUGGAUGGUAUGGCCACCGGCACAAGUGAUUAAUUUCUAUUUUUUACCAACUAGGUAUAGAGUACUCUAUGACAAUAUUAUAUCUUUGGGUUAUGAUAUUUAUUCUUCACAAGUGAAACAUAAUAAAUCUCUGAAGACCAUGACCAAACAAUCAGAAAAUGGCAAGAAGUCAUCCUAACCAAAUCUUUGUAUAUAGGUAUAUUUAUUAGUAAGCAUCCAUUGUGAGGAGGACAACUGCUAAAAUACAUACA
Molecule: messenger RNA, 1142 nt
Organism: Diatraea saccharalis (sugarcane borer)
Lineage: Eukaryota; Metazoa; Arthropoda; Insecta; Lepidoptera; Crambidae
Source: the annotation of a GenBank genome assembly